AUGAGUCUUGAAGUUAGAAAAUUGGUUUCUGAGAUAAACAUCAAGUGUGAUGGAGAUGUGUUCCAUGAAAUGAUUAGGUAUGAACCACAUCAUAUCUCCCGCAUAUGCUCUGAUAAGAUACAAAAUGUGGAUAUUCAUGAAGGUGAAGUGGGUACUAUUGGCUCUAUUAAGUCCUGGAAACUCAUUCAUGAUGGGAAAGAGAUCAUGGCAAAGGAAGUAAUUGAAGAAAUAGAUGAUGAAAAGAAGUUGAUUAAAAAAAAGGUAAUUGAAGGUGAUUUGUUGGAGUAUUAUAAAUCAUUUUAUGUCACUAUGCAUGUUGAGACAAAGGGUGAAAACAACUUAGUUACUUGGAUCAUGGAAUAUGAAAAGAAGAAUGCAAAUGUGCCUGAUCCACACACUUUAAUGGAAUUAUGCAUCAAUGUCACUAAAGAUAUUGAGACUCACCAUCUCAAGUGA
This is a messenger RNA of Solanum stenotomum, 456 nucleotides long. RefSeq names its product kirola-like. The transcript is spliced from 2 exons. The record is from RefSeq and is a predicted model, not a curated record. The coding region runs from base 1 to 456 and encodes 151 amino acids. Lineage: Eukaryota; Viridiplantae; Streptophyta; Magnoliopsida; Solanales; Solanaceae. Gene Ontology annotation, biological process: defense response.